Molecule: messenger RNA, 414 nt
Organism: Dacryopinax primogenitus
Lineage: Eukaryota; Fungi; Basidiomycota; Dacrymycetes; Dacrymycetales; Dacrymycetaceae
Exons: 1
Coding region: 1-414 (137 amino acids)
Source: RefSeq, a predicted model, not a curated record
AUGCCUUACUUGGUUAUCCUCAUGGAACUGGGGACGAACGUUGCAUUCGAUAACGACUCGGAGCGGUAUGUUGACAUUCAAAAGCCUCUGUCAAUCACGCAGCGCGGACUAGGUCAUCCACCUGUUGCGUCGUCAACAAGAAGCAAUGACUCGUCCAAAGACAUCCGUAAGCGUCGUUGGUCGAUCAAUGUCCGUGGUCACGCUUCCUCGGCGUAUCCGAUACUCGACAAGCUGAAGAUCUCGUCCCAUUUCACCCGGCUGUUGCACCUGCGCACGCUGGGUCCGCAGACUGAGCUGGAGGAACAAAUGUGGCCUGGCACCCGUCUUUCCGGCAUGCCGGUCAGUUGGAUGGUUGACUCUGGUGUGAUUGUCCCACAGGGAGGUGUGAAUGAGGACGUUGAGAUGACGGGAUGA